GGCGGCGGAGGCUUCAGAAAAAUGAUGCUUUAAAGUUCCGUGUAAGCAAAGUCAGUGAAGUUAGUGAAACUGAAAGGAGCAAGCAGCUGAGAUUUCUGAUACUGAGAUAUAAGGGGGAUGGACUUGAAGCUCGAUGGAGAAAGGGUUUGCUGGUUUGUGAUAAUAUGGGUUCGUUUUCUCGUUGUGUUGUUGGUUUAGUGUUGGUGGUUUUGAUUGUUGGUGACGUGGCGUUUGCUGAUGAUGAGAAUAAUGAGAAGUUCUUGCAUAAGAAGCAUUUUCCGCGUAAGACUUUUCCGGGGAAAGGUUUAGGGCAUAAGAAAGGGUAUAAGCAUAAGAUUGGUGGCGGCAACGGAGGAGGUGGUUUAGGAGGUGGUGCUGGCGGCGGAGUAGGUGGUCUAGGUGGUGGGGGCAGCUUAGGAGGUGGCGGAGUAGGUGGAGGCAGUGGUCUUGGUGGUGGAGGUGGCCUAGGAGGCGGGGGAGGUGUUGGUGGUGGAGGGGGAGUCGGAGGUGGUGCAGGUGGAGGACUAGGAGGAGGUGCAGGUGGUGGUGGAGGUUUUGGCGGAGGAGGGGGUGGUGGUUUUGGUGGUGGAGUUGGAGGAGGGUAUGGAGUGGGUGGAGGUUUUGGUGGUGGAGGUGGAUUAGGAGGAGGUGGUGGAGGUGGCUUUGGAGGAGGAGGAGGUGGUGGUUUUGGUGGUGGUGCCGGUGCCGGUGCUGGUGCCGGCUUUGGUGGCGGUGGGGGCUUUGGAGGUGGCGGUGGCCAUUAGACUAGUCCUCCAUUUCGAAUUAGUACUACUGUACUACUACUGGCUAGUAUUAUUAUUUAUGUUGUUAAAUAAAAGAUCAAAUAAUUUGUUGUUAAAAGUAUUGUGAUAGCCAUUCUCAAAAAAGUAUUGUGAUAUUCUUUAUCUGAUUAUUACCGUACUAGUUUCAUGUUGGGCCUAUCUAGUUAAUGAAAUAGGUUUACGUAACAUAGAGCGUGUAUGGAAUAUUGUUGUAUGAGAUAUAUAUGUAUCGAUUAAAACCUAUCUUCAUAUGUUGAUGAAUAAAAUUAUGUAUAAUGUAUGUCUGUUUCA
Messenger RNA from Salvia miltiorrhiza (redroot sage), 1073 nucleotides. Its product is annotated as glycine-rich protein 5-like. The coding region runs from base 165 to 764 and encodes 199 amino acids. The record is from RefSeq and is a predicted model, not a curated record. The transcript is spliced from 4 exons. Lineage: Eukaryota; Viridiplantae; Streptophyta; Magnoliopsida; Lamiales; Lamiaceae.